UAAACAAAACGGAACUGUGUUGUGCAAAGUGGGGUAUUUUAAUUUAAUUUAUACAUAAUAUAAUUGUUAGCUGUAAAAGUUGAAAGAUCAACAAAUCAUAUAAAAAUUCAUAUAGUUUAUUAAUAAAAUACAUCAUGCCUCCAAAAAAGCAACUAAAAGCGAAAACUGAGAAACAGACUGAAAAAGACAAGAAUUUAUUGUCAAUGAAGGAAAAAGUAAUGAAAAUAAAACGAGAUGUUCUACAGACUGUUGAGCUAAUGCUUGAAGAAAAUGUAUCAAAAAGCUGGUUUUUAGAAAAUUGUUCAAAAUUGUGCAAACAAGAUUAUACAGAUGUGAUCCAAGAAAGAAGUAUUGAACAUGUUUGUGGUUAUCCUUUAUGUGAUAAUCCUAUUGUGACAAUUAAGAAGCAAUAUCACAUAUCUACCAUUACAAACAAAGUGUAUGACAUAACAGAGAGAAAGUGUUUCUGUUGCAAUGAAUGCUUUAAGGCUUCAAAUUUCAUUAAAGCUCAGUUGGCCGAUUUGCCAUUAUAUAUGAGGAAAACUGAAACAGAAUUAAAGAAAUUUCAGUUGUUGUGUGAUUCUGAUAACAAGGGUAGUGCAGGAGAUGAAGUGGUAUUCCGUCGUUCAUUAAGCAAGGAUGAAGUUGAAAAUGCUGUACCUCCAGAAAUAUUUGAUAAUAAUAAUCAUUUAUCAAACAUUCUGCAAAACGAAGUGAAGGGUUGGGAACAGCAGCUUGCAGAAUUAAAAAUUACUGAGAAGGUGUAUGAAAAACCAUUUGUUUUUGGCUCCAUGAAACAAGAAAAAUCUGCUAAAGAUGAGAAUAAUUUAUUUUCAGAAUCUAGUGAAGAAGAUGAGGAUGAGGAUUUUGAAGAUGAUCGUACAAAAAACCUGUUUCCUGACUAUGUCAAUCUUGCUGUUCUGUCAAACAAACACAUGCCUAUCCCUGAGAAAACUAAGAAAACUGUUGUUAUCUCUCCCAUAAAACCUGUCAGCUCUCCAGAAUCUCCUUCUAUUAAAGUAUCUAUGGAAUUAGUUAAUAAUGUGUUCCAAAAUUGGUUUACAGAAGAUACCAUGAAAUAUCUUCUUGGAGAAAAGAAGGUUUAUUCUAUUAAAGCAGAUAAGUUAUUACAGACUUUGGUUUCUUCUGAGGAGGCACCAAGUUCUAGUAAAUUGUCAUUAAUUAAAAAAGAAUAUAUUGAACUUUGUCUAAAAAUUGAUAGUCUCAAAGAUGAUGAUGAUAUUAGUAAUUCAGAUGAAGAAGAUAUAUUAGAUGUUUAUUCAUCAAAAAGCAAAGAAACUGAUCCUGAAGUCUUAUGUAUUAAAAGUAUUCCUGAAAUAAAAUCUGCACCAAAACCACGACCAAAAAGAAAAUCAAAAGGAAAGAAAAAAACAGUGUCAUUUAAAGAACAGAUUGAAAAGGAAGAAAAAAAGAUACCUAAAGCUUUUGAAGAUAUGAUCAAGGAUUUUGAAAGUUCAGCAAAUAACUGUGGUGCAUCUUCAGAAAGCAAUGAUCCAUUGCCAGAGCCUGCAUUUCCAUUAAUUGAUUCUGUAUCACAGAAUGCUCUCAGAAAACAAUUAGUAAUUUCCAGGUUAAAGACAGUGUACUUUGAUAUGUUACCUAUCAUUGGAUUACAUUAUCGUGACAUAAGAGAUGGUGUCAUGAGAAUUGCAGAAACAUUUAGUCUUACUCCAUCAACUGUGUAUUAUAAAACCAAAGAAUGGAAGUGUAUCGCAUUAGUUCUCUUUAGGAUAUUAUCUAGAACUACACUCCAAGACCUUGAACAACAGGAAAAUUUCAACUUUUCAAAAUUGUGUGAAUCUGUUACAAAACAGCUAAAUAUAUCUGUCUCGGAAAUAGAAAACCUUGCAUCAGAUCUUAUCAGCCCAGAACAAGUCGAAAGAAUACAAGGAUCCUAUGAAGUUUGAAUAUAUUUCAAAACAUUAUUAUUAUCCAUUACAUCUGUAAUAAUUAUGUAAAAUAAACAGUCAGCGCAUAA
This is a messenger RNA of Argiope bruennichi, 1999 nucleotides long. RefSeq names its product putative RNA polymerase II subunit B1 CTD phosphatase RPAP2. The record is from RefSeq and is a predicted model, not a curated record. Gene Ontology annotation, cellular component: cytoplasm; nucleus. The coding region runs from base 135 to 1928 and encodes 597 amino acids. NCBI's taxonomy places the organism in Eukaryota, Metazoa, Arthropoda, Arachnida, Araneae, Araneidae. Gene Ontology annotation, molecular function: RNA polymerase II CTD heptapeptide repeat phosphatase activity; RNA polymerase core enzyme binding. The transcript has 11 exons.